GUGGGUAGGAACGUCGCCCAGCAACCAGGUGGCAGCAUUCCCCGGAGCCAGGGCCACACAGCUGCGCCCAGCCCUGCCCAGCCUCUCCAGAGCCUGUAGGACUCCUGGGACCCUGACCUGACUCCCUGAGACCAGGACAGCUGCACCUCUGGUCACAAUGAACCUCAUCCUCACCAGGGACAGCCAGGUGAGAGGGAUGGAGAACACAGUGACCAACGGCGAGAAGUACUUUGGCCAAUUCUGCUCACUACUGGCCUCCUACACCCGCAAGACGGCCCGGCUGCGGGACAAGGCCGACCAGCUGGUCAAACAGCUCAUGGACUUCGCCAACACGGAGAACCCUGAGCUGCGGGCUACCCUGAGGAACUUUGCUGAGGACCUGGCCAAAGUGCAGGACUACCGGCAGGCAGAGGUCGAGAGGCUGGAAACCAAGGUUGUGAACCCCCUGAAACUCUACGGAGCACAGAUCAAGCAGACCCAGGCUGAGAUCAAGAAGUUCAAACGUGUCCGGAACAACGAAAUCAAGCAGCUGGAAAAGCUGGAGAAAGUGAGGCAGAAGUCACCCUCGGAUCGGCAAAUGAUCUCCCAGGCAGAAACGAGUGUACAGAGGGCCUCGGUGGACGCCAGCCACACCACGCGGCAGCUGGAGGAGACAAUUGAUGCCUUCCAGAAGCAGAAGCUGAAGGACCUUCAGAAAAUUUUUUCAGACUUUGUAACCAUUGAGAUGGUCUUCCAUGCUAAAGCAGUGGAGGUGUAUUCCAGCGCCUUCCAGACCCUGGAUAAGUAUGACAUGGAACGAGAUCUUGAGGAUUUCAGAGCCAAAAUGCGCGGAGCUUAUGGGCGUUAUGAUGUUCGGCCAGUCCCUGACACCAACACCUCUUCAUCUGUUCCUUGGGCUCUCACCAGCCAGAGUGCUCAGAGCACCCUCCAGAGCCAGAAGAAAGACGAGGAGGCCACUGAGGAUGGCUCUGUGGAGGAGGACCCAGUGGAGGAUCUCAGGGCGCUCCACAAAACUGGAUUUGGCACACGGCACCUCUGUGGGUGA
Messenger RNA from Chrysochloris asiatica (Cape golden mole), 1045 nucleotides. RefSeq names its product family with sequence similarity 92, member B (gene CIBAR2). Gene Ontology annotation, cellular component: ciliary basal body; ciliary transition zone. Gene Ontology annotation, biological process: cilium assembly. The record is from RefSeq and is a predicted model, not a curated record. The coding region runs from base 158 to 1045 and encodes 295 amino acids. The transcript has 10 exons. NCBI's taxonomy places the organism in Eukaryota, Metazoa, Chordata, Mammalia, Afrosoricida, Chrysochloridae.